ACGAGAGUCGCCGUGACAGUCACGCGUCGCAGCGCUUCCCGUAGGUAGAAAAGCCGCCGAGCGAGAAAAGGAAAGCGAAAGACAAAGCUCAAAAUGGGUGAAGAAGAUGGGGUUUUGCAGAACCGCCCCGGCAUCCUCAUGGUCGGAUCCUCCAACGUCGGCAAAAGGACCCUCCUCUCCCGAUUACUCUCUGUCGAUUUUGAGGAUGUUUCUGAGUCAUCGUCCGAAGUGCUCGUCCAUGGCUGGACCAUCGACACAAAGUACUACACAGCUGAGGUCUCUGUAAGGAUGGCUCAUCUUCACGAUGAAUUCUCUAUUGGGACACUGCCGUUGUUCAACCGCUUGGCUGCCUUGGUCAUGGUUUUUGACAUGAGUGAUUUGUCAUCUCUGGCUGCACUUAAGGAUUGGGUAGCUUGCACUGACAUCCGAAAUUUUGAGAUAUUGUUAUGCAUUGGGAACAAGGUGGAUCUCCUUCCGGGCCAUCCAGUUCAUGCUGAAUACAGAAGACGCCUGCUCAGGCUUGGGGAUGACUCCGCCGAUCCUUAUGACGAGUUUACUGGAUACGGGAUAUCUGAAUCUGAAGGAAGUAGUUUAUUGGGGGAUGAAGAACCAUCAUGGGAGAUUAGGAGGUCGUGUUUGGAAUGGUGCACUCAACACAACAUUGAAUUUAUCGAAGCUUGCGCCUCCAAUGCUGAUUUUGACAAAUGUUUAUCGGUUGAUGGUGAUUCACAAGGAGUUGAACGUCUCUUUGGUGCUCUUUCUGCUCAUAUGUGGCCUGGAAUGAUCCUCAAAUCUGGGGAUAAGAUAAAUGAAUCGUCGUUACCUGAAAAAGAAGAGUUGUCUUCAGGAGAAUCUGAUUUUGAAUUGGAGUAUGAAAUCCUCUCUGCGGGCUCAGCUGAACCAUGGGAGGACACAGAUAACGGAUGGGUUUCUGCAAGUGGUAGUACUUCAAGCUCAGAUAUGGCAGGGCUUGCUGCUCAGAAUAGCUCUGUCAAGGAAUGUGAUCUAGAGAACUUAACCAGACCUGAUGAAGAAAAGUUGCAGCCUUCGACAUCGGUGGCCCCAUUGCAGGAUGAGAAUGACCAGGGUGCGAUACCUGAUGAGAACGACCAGAGUGUGAUACCUGAUGCAUCUGAGCAAGCUGCGGAGCUGGAUGAGGAUACACCUUUUGACGUUGAGGAUUUGGAGCAGUUGAUGUCUGAGAUUGGGAACAUGCGUGAAAGCUUGAGAUUGAUGCCUGAUUUUCAGAGGAGGGAAAUGGCAGCAAAGCUAGCUAUGAAAAUGGCUGCUAUGUUUGGGGGUGGCAGUGAUGAUGAUGAAGAAAUUUGAUCCAUUUAUGGGAUUACCGCUCUGCUGGACUGUGUAAUCACCUUGAAACAUGAUCGUCCCAGAAUAUCUUUCUUGGUGUCAUCCAUGAGCUGAUAUUGGGAAGGCCAUGAGCAGUCUUUUUUUAUAUACAAAGCUCAUCUUCUGGGUUGCUUUUUGCUCUAAGAUGGUUAGUCAGGAUCUGAUAUGCAUGUGAUGUGCUUAAUCAGUUAGACCCCAACAUUGAAAAUGUUAAACAUGCUUAUUGUAAUAAACUACAUGAGUGGGACUUGGGAAGAUUAACUAGAUGUCUUUUAGAGGCAUUUAUAUGAGAGUCCUGAUGGAGGGUUAUGUAAUGAUGGUUAAAUGCUAUCAUAUAUAUAUAUAUAUAUACUGACAGUGAUAAGAAAUAUUUGCCAAGUUUUAAAUGUUAAUUUA
Corylus avellana is the source of this 1743-nucleotide messenger RNA. Its product is annotated as GTP binding protein. NCBI's taxonomy places the organism in Eukaryota, Viridiplantae, Streptophyta, Magnoliopsida, Fagales, Betulaceae. Gene Ontology annotation, molecular function: GTPase activity; GTP binding. The record is from RefSeq and is a predicted model, not a curated record.